Messenger RNA from Penicillium pulvis, 855 nucleotides. RefSeq names its product putative thiol methyltransferase. Bases 1 to 855 code for a protein of 284 amino acids. The record is from RefSeq and is a predicted model, not a curated record. Lineage: Eukaryota; Fungi; Ascomycota; Eurotiomycetes; Eurotiales; Aspergillaceae. The transcript has 2 exons. Gene Ontology annotation, molecular function: thiopurine S-methyltransferase activity.
AUGACUGCCCCUACCGCCAUCAAGCCUGAGGAUAUCCAGGCUCACCUAGCCAACUAUAAAGACGAAAAAUAUGUCGACGGCUGGGCUUCACUGUGGGAAAAGAAUGAUGUCAAGCUGCCCUGGGAUGCGGGAUUCCCGAACCCAGCGCUGGAGGACACACUGGUCAAACAGCGGGCCACCAUUGGCGGACCUAUGGCUGAGGAUGCACAAGGCCAGUCGUACAGACGCAAGGUUCUAGUGCCUGGCUGUGGCCGAGGUGUCGACGUGCUCCUUCUGGCCAGCUUUGGGUUUGAUGCCUAUGGACUGGAGUACAGUCCAGGUGCUAUUGAGGCAUGCAAGAAGGAGGAGGCUGAGAACAACAGUUGGUACCGGGUUCGAGACCAGACGAUUGGUCGAGGAAAAGUCACAUUCGUGCAGGGUGACUUUUUCGAUGAUGCGUGGUUACAAUCUAUUGGUGUGCCACUUAAUGGAUUUGACAUUAUCUAUGAUUACACAUUCUUUUGUGCUUUGAGUCCAGCACUUCGCCCCAAGUGGGCACUCCGGCACACUCAGCUUCUGGCUCCGUCUCCAAAGGGUAACUUGAUCUGUCUCGAGUUUCCUCGCCACAAGAAUCCUCUUGCUGCUGGACCUCCUUUUCCUGUGUCCUCGGAGGCGUACAUGGAACACUUGAGCCACCCCGGUGAAGAUAUUCCCUACGAUGCCAAGGGCUUGGUCAAGCAGGAUCCGCUGCGGGCGCCGAGCAAAUCUGGCCUUGAGCGGGUGGCCUACUGGCAGCCCGAGCGGACCCACGAAAAGGGACAGGGCGAAAAUGGAGUGAUCCAUGAUAGAGUUUCUAUCUGGCGCCGACGUGACUAA